AUGGAUGGUAUCCGGUCAACAGAUCCCUUUUUCUGGGAUGUGGAUGUUGUGGCAGCCGAGCUGUGUUCGCUUCAGCGACCCUGCACGCGAGAUCCCGAGCGUUUGAGCGCAAAGCUUCAGGAAAAUGAGAUUGAUGGCCACACUCUUCUCACAUAUGAACUUGUCGGCAUGGCAAACUCUCACGAUUUGCGCAACGAACUCUUCCAGGUCUUGAACAUCCAGCUGGCUAGACACAAAAAUGCCCUUGGUGAAGCCAUCAUGAAGUUACGGGCCAGGAGCCCAGCUUUUCGCCGGUGGAAGUUGGAAAACUUGGCGGCAGGGCCAAUGGACGACGUUGAUGUGCACAGCCGGGGUCGGGAGAGCACAUAUUCGGCUCGAAUGACGCCACAGUCGGAGCCCCUUCACGUUUCGCGAAACGUCGUGGACAUGAAUGAGGUCAACUCUUGCUUACCGUCCACAACACCGCAAGGCCAGGACGCAAACCGGGCGCCUGCCUCACCACUGCCGUCUUCUGGCCAGCUCAGCAUGGAUGUCGAGAAACCAAAUGAGACUCGUAACGUUCCUCAGUCUUCGAUGGCGGAUCGUCAUGCAACGAAAAUCGAUGGAGAUUCGGCAACCGCCCCCAUCGGCAGCAAGUCUUCUACGAACGGCUUGAAGAGGAAACGAGUUGCGCCCGUGCUGAUACAAGACAAACCCGUCAACACGAUUCACAUGCCAAUUGCCACUGAAGCUGAUGCUCUCUCCUACGCUCCGUUCGUUGCGAAACCGGAAAGGCAAGGCAGCACUUUUCCGUGGGACAAUAAUGCUUUUUUCAAAUACUUGGGAGCCGGCGCCCUCCGUGUCAAGGACGUACAGUCGCCUGUAACAUCCUUGACUUGUCAAAUCCGUGGCAUUGGGGACGCUAUCAGCACUCCGGUGCCCACACGAUUUCCUCCGGGUAGACGGCUCGUCGUCAACAAGAUCAUGAGACGAGUCAUGAACAGAACCAGUCAGACAAUAAAUGCUAUAGACCAAGGAUUUCACCCUGUCAAUUCCCGCGAAAGUUCUGGUGAAUCAGACACGAUCCUAGAACUUGACGAUUUGGCGGAGGAGUUGGACGAGGAGACGAUGAGAGAGAUCGAGGCUGACGAGGCUGAAUCCAGUAAGCGUAUCGGAGGGCAAAGUGCCAAGUUCAUCACCUCGUCCCAGGUUCAGAAGCUUCUGGAUGAAGAAGUGUCGGACAUGGCCCAGAGCUGGAGGACAAGGAAACUGCCCAAAUAUCAAAACAGAGCAUUCUCGCUCUGGACGGAUGCAUCCAAACGCGGUCUCAAACGAAAGCGCAUCCUUGAUGCGCGAACCAGCGCCAAGUGGUAUGGCGAACGGAUCAAGAAGCUCGAAACGGAGAUUCUGCACCAGAUCUGGGAAAGAGAAAGAGAUGUUCGACUGCAAGCGAGAUGUCUGGAACAAAGUAUUGAAGACAGAUUGUACCAGUCUUGGCUAGCAGAUCUGCUUGAGUCUAGUUCUGACGAGGAGAAUUUUGUUGUGGUUGAUGAUGAGCCUCCUCCUCGGCCUGCGCAGGUGAAGACGCCUCGACUUAUUCCAACUCCUCUCAAUCUCGAAAGAACGCCCACCUCUUUUCUUCGGGCAGGGUCACCAGUGUUUAUUGACCUCACACAGACCGGAUCAAGUGGUAAUUGUUCCCCAGUUGAACGUGGCCUGGAAAUCGAGGACCGGGGGGGUGUUCCUGAGGACGUUCCUACACCGGCCAAGAUACCGUCAAAUCAGGCUGGCCCGAGAAAAGAAGAUGAAAGAAAAGACACACCACAGCUUCAGCCUCCCGCACUCUUGGAGUCAUCAUCUUGGCCCAACAAAUACCAGGACAUUGAGAAGAUUGUUAGCAACCCUCCUGCUUACUGGUCAAGGCAGAAAGACAGAUUUGCCUUGGUUAUUUCCCUUUUAUGGAGACUUGGGCAUUUGCGGCGAUCCGCUGUAAUUAAGCACAUAAAGCUUCUGUCGGCAGAUGAAGCAUUUGAGUCUUCAAUCUUGCGACACAUAACCAAUCCGAUCAAGGAUCUUACGUUGCUGUCAGAGGCGAAUGAAGAGACUCCAGCCUUUGAUCUCUCCAGACUGUUCCUGUGCUUUCUUAAGGUUAAAAAUCUCAAGGAGUCGAGACUGGCGGAUCUCAAGCAAAACCAAGUCAGGAAGUUGAGAGCACAGCAAGGCAAGAAUUCUUGGACGGUUUUCUACACCUUCAUUUCACGAAUAGCUCCGCUAUUUCCCCAAGACAAUCAGAUAUACAGAGACGGCGGUCUUGAUGAGGACCUUGUGGAUGCAGACCAGGUGGAAGAUGAUGAGCUGCUGGAUGAACGAGAAGCUAGUGAUAAGGCCCCACGAAAGUCCGCAGUGAAGGAAAUAGUAUGUAACAAGGAAGCCGUCGAUCUUCGUGAGCGUGAACGGCGUCGAGCGGAGGACCAGGAGGCUCGAAGACUUCGCCUACGUGCCAAGCUAGGAGCGGCAGAAAUGAUGCCCUCUGACAUUUCCCGGCUCAUCAUAAAUGAGACUAAGCAAGACGAUCAGCCUCUGAUCUACAUCAACCAAGAAAUUGGCAGCAGGAUCAAGGACCAUCAACUCGAGGGCGUCCGCUUCAUGUGGAAUCAACUGAUCCAGGAACCUUCCGUCCGCCAAGGAUGUCUCUUGUCACACAGCAUGGGCCUCGGCAAGACAAUGCAAGUAAUCACCUUGCUUGUAACUAUCCGGGAAGCAAGUGAAUCCCCCGAUCAGGGGAUAAUGUCUCAAAUUCCUCAGGACCUUCGCCGGUCGAAAACCCUGGUGCUAUGUCCUUCUUCGCUGGUGAACAAUUGGACCGACGAACUUCUGAUUUGGGACAAGGACCAAGUUCUCGGAAAGCUCCACGUGAUUGACGCGACUCUCCCGGACGAUGAACGGACCAGGAUUAUAGAAAACUGGGCUCAAGUGGGAGGCAUCAUGGUGCUCGGCUACUCGAUGUUGAGGCAACUUUACGAGUCGAAAAAGGUCCAGCAGAAGGGCUUCUUCGAUCAGCCGAAUAUAGUUGUUGCCGACGAGGCGCACAGCCUGAAGAAUCCUGCAUCCAAGUUACACACCCUUUGUGCUCGUUUCCAUACCAAGAGUCGGAUUGCUAUGACUGGCUCUCCUUUGGCCAACAACAUCGAAGAGUACUACUUCAUGAUCAACUGGGUGGCACCAAACUUUCUGGGCCCUCUAUCCGAAUUCCGCGAAAUAUAUGCCAAACCAAUACAACAGGGUGUCAGCAACGAUAGCCUUGCCCACCAGAAACGGAGAGCGUUGAAAAUGCUUCAAGUUCUGAAGCAGACGGUUGCACCCAAAGUACACCGGGCCACAAUCAAAACCUGCAUGGACAAAGACUUGCCGCCGAAACAGGAGUUCGUUUUGUGCAUCAAGCCUACAUCCCUGCAGAGAGAGUUGUAUAACCUUUACAUACGAUCCAAACGCGGAGACACUGUUGGAUACUCGGAAGAUGAUGCAUCCGGGCCGGGACUGAUUUUUGAGAUCAUGACGGACCUCAGUUUGCUUUGCAGUCACCCGUCUGAAUUCCAGGCCAAGGCGACUGAGGCGGGUGAUGCUUCCGCAAGACAAGAGAGGCGACCGUCCAUCCCCCUGGGCAUCAUACCCAAAGUAAUGGCAUUGUUUCCCUCGGAUCCGAAACACCCAUCCUUAUCCACAAAGGUAGAGAUCCUCAUACGAAUACUUGACAAUGCGCGACUCAAGGGCGACAAGGUCCUCGUCUUCACUCAGUCCAUCCCCAACCUGAAUUUCCUCGCCAGCCUUUUCACAGAGCAAAAACGAAGCUUUAGCCGACUGGACGGCUCGACGCCGAUUUCAAAACGCCAAGAUCAAAUAAAGAAAUUCAACUCGACCGAGACGGAGCUUUACCUCAUCUCGACCAAAGCUGGUGGGGUUGGUCUAAACAUCCAAGGCGCGAACCGGGUGGUUAUCUACGACUUUGGAUGGAACCCGGUGAAUGAGCAACAAGCUAUAGGGCGGGCAUAUCGCAUCGGCCAAACCAAACCUGUCACUGUCUACCACUUGGUCACUGCCGGCACAUUCGAGCAAGAUCUCCACAACAGAGCCGUGUUCAAGCAGCAGCUGGCUUCUCGUGUAGUGGACAAGAAAAACCCCAUCAGCUGGGGUAACAGACUGGCAGACUUGAAGCACGACAUCCGCUCGGUAGCGCAGGAGGACUUGACUCAGCAUUUGGGCAAGGACUACAUCCUCGAUGACAUAAUAUCCUACGGGGGCGGUAGUCGCAAGCUCUGCCAAAUAAUACCGACCGACACGUUUGAAGAAGAGGAUGACAAAGCACCUCUGUCGGUUGAAGAGCAGAAGGAGGCAGAAGACAUGAUCAGGUGGAACCUUUUGCGUGCAGCUGACCCGGCCGAGUACAGGAAGCAGAAGGAACUGGCAGAACGACGGUUGCAGCCGCCCUCGCAUCCAGCCCAUGACUCCACUCAUAGUCUUAAUGCGCCGGGCUUGGUAGUAACUGUACGGGUACCUCGCAGCAUGGAUGGAGCUUUUGAUUCUUCCACUUUACCGACGACACAAACACAGCCGGGCCCGCCGCAAGCAAGUUUGUCUCCAGCCGCAGCAGACUCGACAAGUUCAGGACUGAACCUGCGAUCAGACGCAUCCAUUCCAAGAUGGAGCAGUACUCCGUCAUCAGCUGCGCUCCUGCCUACGCUCGGAGCGUUUACUUUCUUCGGUAAGGACGAACGGAAGCCGGCUGAAGUAUUGCGGUCGGAUGGAAAGACGGACCUCACUCCUGUGACGGACACGAUGGGGUUGCCGAGGAAAGCCAAUCCCUUCUCAUCGGGGAACAAGAAUCAAGGAAAGACGGAAUUCAGAGAGAAACUGCGGAACAAGUUGAGCAGCAUGCCCAGGGCAAGGUUUCCUAGUCUCUCGGAGGCACCGGCAGAAAAGGUUGCGGACCAAAUCGUCGACUCAAUAGAUGUUACACUCAAAAUCCUGCAGCGGGGGUUUCUGCCAGACAUACAACAUUGGCGAGCCCUGUGCGGUUUUGCCGAACACGACAGAUUCAUCACCGCCGUCCUGUCUGGGGUGCUGACAGCGUCAUAUCUGGCGAGGACGGACGUGAAGGAACUUGAAAGGAAGAUGGCCGUAUUGAAUGAUGUUUCACAGGCGGAAUUUGAGGCGAAGACAAACAACAAAGUGAAGGAGAUGAAUGGCGGCCCUAGGUGUUACUGA
This is a messenger RNA of Ustilaginoidea virens, 5241 nucleotides long. RefSeq lists its product as uncharacterized. The coding region runs from base 1 to 5241 and encodes 1746 amino acids. NCBI's taxonomy places the organism in Eukaryota, Fungi, Ascomycota, Sordariomycetes, Hypocreales, Clavicipitaceae. The transcript has 3 exons. Gene Ontology annotation, molecular function: ATP-dependent chromatin remodeler activity; ATP binding; ATP hydrolysis activity. Gene Ontology annotation, cellular component: nucleus. The record is from RefSeq and is a predicted model, not a curated record.